Messenger RNA from Oryctolagus cuniculus (rabbit), 5644 nucleotides. The record is from RefSeq and is a predicted model, not a curated record. Lineage: Eukaryota; Metazoa; Chordata; Mammalia; Lagomorpha; Leporidae.
UUUUCCAGCAAGCUUUUUCCUUUCUCAAUUUCCUUAGUUUCCCUUCCCUUAAGAACUAUUGCUCUUAAAAGUUUCUGCUUCAAAAAUGGCAUUUGAGCUUUUCUCGUAACCUCUGGGCUACCUAAUUAACUCCAUCUUAUUUUUCAACAGUAUUGUACAAGUAAGAGGUUGAUUGUCAUACAUAUUAGGAAUAAAAUCAUGCAAGUUCAUUGAAUUUUAAUCUAAAUUUUGUCUUUAAGGAGGAGGGAGAGAAUGCACACUCCUGUGUGCUGGUUUACUCUGCAAAUGCUUGCAAUAGCAGAAGUUGGGCUGAAACCGAGCUGGAAACCAUAAUCCAGGUUUCCCAUGUAGGUGGAAUCCAGUAACUUGAGCCAACACCACUGCCUCCCAAAAUGCACAUCAGCAGGAAGCUGGAGUCAGGAGCCAGAGCUCAGAAUGAAAUCCAGGUUCUCCCAGGGGACUGGCACUGUGGCACAGUGGGUAAAGCCCCAGCCUGCAGCACCAGAAUCCUAUAUGGGUGCCGGGUUCUGGUCCCGGUUGCUCCUCUUCUGAUCCAGCUCUCUGCUAUGGCCUGGGAAAGCAGUAGAAGAUGGCCCAAGCCCUUGGGUCCCUGCACCUACAUGGGAGACCUGGAAGAAGCUCCCGGCUCCUGGCUUCGGAUCAGCUCAGCUCUGGCCAUUGUGGUCAUUUGGGAAGAGAACCAGCGGAAUCGAAGACCUCUCUCUCUACCACCCUCCCUCCCUCUACCUUCCUCUCUACCUCUCUGUAACUGUCUUUCAAAUAAAUAAAAUUCUUUUUUUUUUAAAGAAUAAGAAACCCAGGUUCUCCGACGUGGGGUACAGUCAGCUCAACUACUAAACACCCAUUCCCAUUAACCUCCAAGUUUGAUGUGUGCCCAUUUGAUAUUGUCAGGGUGCAUUUUUGAUUAUGCAUUUACUGUCACAGUUCCCCAUCAAAGAUAAGAUUUUAAGACAGAAACCAUACCAUUCUUGUUGGGCAUUUUAGAGAGCUAAGGAAAGUGACAAAUAAUGAACUUGUGGAAUUUGCUGGUUAUAUGACAUUUGUUAUGCUUUAAUUCCUACAUUAAUCAUUGUAUUGAACUAAAAAGAUCUGUAAGUGCCAUGAGAAAGGUAAGCCGACUGGGAAAAUAUUGUAACCACAAAGUGGCAUGUGGCUCCCAGACAGCAGAACAGCUGUUGUUUUUUUUCUCUCCCCUCUUAUGUUCCUUUCCUUCAGGGGCUAGAAGACUAUCUGUUCUUUGGCUCACGAGGUCAUGUUCAGGACUUAUCUGUUGGGGUCCCACCUUCAUAAGUCACCAACAGCAUGGUCUCAUGUGGAUGGAUGCCACAGCCACCUCCCAGGUUCCAUGUCAGCACCCACUUCCCACUACUCCCCAGGCAUACACCUUUCCCCAUCAGGCAGCCCAGGCCAGAUGUAACCCGGAAGAGAUGGAACAACUGUGGGAACUGGGAGGAUGGGAAGAGACUGAAAAAUAGGCUCUUUUACCUAAUCCAAGGCUCCUUUCAAUAGUUGAAAGAAGUUUUACCCAGCGGAUUGUCAAGCCUGCUAUUUUUCCUUCCCUGUCUUCCUCCAUCUGCCCUCAAAGAUGUUUACCCAAGUGUCCAGCAGCAUGAAAUUCAACAUUAUCGUUAUCCUCUCCCCAAAUCAGAAAUGUUUUUGCCAGCAUCCCUUCUGUCUCCCGGCCAUCUUCUUUCCAUAUUUCUUUCCCAAAGCUUCAGAGACACAAAAAGUAGCCUAUCCUUUGAAGAAGGGCGGGCAUCUGCGGACUUUUUCUGGAGACUCUAGGAAUAGGACUAUCCUGAGGCUUCGUUGAAGAACGUUCAAAUGGGCCCCGGUUCCAUCUCUAACUGUACCCUGGCCCUGAGCUCAGAAUUGGAGAGCCUCAGCCAGCCUGGGCCCCAAUCCAAUAACCCCUCACCCUAAAGCUACCAGUUUAAAGGGAGGUACCUGAUGCUCAGUAAGACAACGGAAGUUGCACAAUGAUUUUUAAUGUAACAGGGAGGGGAAGCAGCUGAAAUUGACUAAGAGGUACUAAGGUCCAGGCAUAGAGUGAAACAUGACUUGAGUGGAUGUUUUCAACCACACACAAUAGAUAUUAUCUCUUGUGGAGAUGUACAGAAACAAAAUAGUUGUCUAUGCAUUGAAUAAUUUGAUUUUAAGGCUGGAACUUUAAUGAGGCAUAGCAGGUUAACCCACCACCUGCAGGGCCAGCAUCCUAUAUGGCUGGUGGUUUGAGUCCUGGCUGCUUCACUUUCAAUCCAGCUCCCUGCUAAUGCACCUGGGAAAGCAGUGGAGGAUGCUGACCUGGCAUGCUGACCUGGCCCGCAAUACUGGAGUGGAACACCGGGGACACCGUAGAGAGAGACCGUGAAGUGUCCUCCAAGGAUGGUCUGGGAACUCCAUAGUGCAGCCUGAUUUAUGACCGGGACUUGUGUAGAUUCAUUGACUGUUGCAAAUCAACAAAGUUUUUCAGCAAUUCUGGACCUUCACAGCCUGUUGCUUUAAAAAAUGCUUACCUCGGUUUCUAUUAACUUCAUCUAAGGCACACAUUAGGCAUGAAUUAAAUUCUCAUUUUUCUUCGUGUAUUUACUUCCUUUUGUAUUUAUCAUUGUUUGUAGCUUGCUUUCUAUAUCAUUUAUUUUGUUAACUUGUGGUUAGCUAAUCUACUUAACCAUCCGUUUUUUGAAUUGUUUUUCAUCAAGACUGUAUAAUAGACCCCAAUUUUUUUUUGUAUAUUUUGUCAUUCUAUCUCAUAAUGAGUGUACCUUUCAUUACUUUAAACAUUGUGUAUUUUGUUUAUCUUUGUGGAAAAAGUUCAUAAUUUAUCACUUUGUGGGCUCUGUGUUUCAUACUGCCUAUUUAUUUGUACAGCUUAUGUAGUUUUACUGUGGGAUGUACAUUUUUCCUGAACUUUGUCAUUUGUGUUACUUAGUGGCCUAGAAAAACUGACAGGAAUUUUGUUUACUUCUGCAGAUAGCUUGGGGAUACUACCAUAUAACUCUUAAAAAAUUUAAACGAGCAUAUAUUUUAAUACAUAGUUGAAUGCAGAGAUCUUUGCAAACAGUUCUGAUUGAACGUCUAACUUUCUCAAGCAGUGCAAUGGCUUCCCAUCCAUGUCAUCAACUUUAGAGUGACAUAGUGUUCAUCAUUCAGCCCUAGUCUGAAAAUUCACCUUCCUCCCACCUCAGUCUCCUACAUGCAGCUCUAUAGUUGAAAUGUGCCAAACUCAGACUACCUUUAGUUACCUCUAUAAACUACCUCUAUAAACUCCAUCUGUGAGUGUUAACUGGAUAAUGCAUUUGAAAUGUUCCACAUAGUCUGGGCAUGUAUCUUAAAAAAUGGCAGUUACUCCCUCUCCAAUGCCAGCUAUCCUCUUACUGGGCAAGUUGUCCCUUGCACCUGCUUCUCUUGACUUUCUAUAAUUACCUUCACUAUUUUCCAUCACUGUCCUUAACUAACCUGAGCACAGAAACCAGCUACUGUGCAUUUCCUCAUUCUAUGCCUCAUACAGAGUAGAUGUUUAACACACAUUAUUUCUUAGAACCUGAAUUAAACUUCAUCUACUGGGUUUCCACUAAUGGAACCAAACUCCUUACUCAAAAUUAAGAAGUGGAGUGCAGCACUACUGACCACCUUCCCUUUAAAGUCUGUCACAGAAAGCUUUGCCAACAUGAUCCAUGGCUUGAAAGUGGGACACUUGACAGAUCCUGUUAUUCGAAGGAGCAAGAGGAUGAUUCUGGAUACUCUGGGCGUGGGGUUCCUGGGAACCAAUACAGAAGUGUUUCACAUUGCCAGCCAAUACAGUAAAAUCUACACUUCCAGUGUAUCCAGCACUGUUUGGGGUCAGCCAGACAUCAAGCUCCCACCUACAUAUGCUGCUUUUGUUAAUGGAGUGGCUAUCCACUCAAUGGACUUUGACGAUACAUGGCACCCUGCCACACACCCUUCUGGGGCUGUCCUUCCUGUCAUCACAGCUUUAUCAGAAGCCCUGCCUCAGAGUCCAAAGUUUUCUGGCCUUGAUUUGCUGCUGGCUUUCAACAUUGGAAUUGAAGUCCAAGGCCAGUUAAUGCAUUUCUCCAAGGAAGCUAAUAACAUACCAAAGAGAUUCCAUCCCCCUUCGGUGGUAGGAGCUUUGGGUAGUGCUGCUGCUGCAUCCAAGCUUCUAGGGCUCAGCCUGACCAAGUGCCAAGAGGCUCUGGCUAUUGCCGUUUCUCAUGCCGGGGCACCCAUGGCAAAUGCUGCCACCCAGACCAAGCCCCUUCAUGUUGGCAAUGCUGCCAGGUUUGGGGUAGAAGCUGCUUUUCUGGCAAUGCUGGGUCUCCAAGCAAACAAGCAGAUCCUGGACCUGAAGGUUGGAUUUGGGGCCUUCUAUGACAAUUAUUCCCCCAAAGUCCUUCCAAACCUGGCUACCUACACUUGGCUGCUGGACCAGCAGGAUGUUGCUGUCAAGCGAUUUCCUGCCCAUCUGGCUACCCACUGGGUAGCUGAGGCAGCCGAGUCUGUGCGAAAGCGCCUUGUAACAGACAGAGGCCUGCUUCCCAUUGACCACAUCCAGAGAAUAGUGCUCAGGAUUCCAGAUGUCCCAUAUGUCAACAGGCCCUUCCCAGACUCAGAGCACGAAGCUCGUCAUUCCUUCCAGUAUGUGGCCUGUGCCAUGCUGCUUGAUGGUGAUGUCACGGUCCCAUCAUUCCACCAUUCCCAGAUCAACAGGCCACAGGUGAGAGAGCUGCUCAAGAAAGUAGAGCUGGAACACCCCUUGGACAACCUGCCAAGCUUCAACACGCUGUACUGUGAGGUGAGCGUCACCCUCAAGGGUGGAGUCACCUUCACCGAGCGCUGCGAUACCUUCUAUGGUCACUGGAGGAAGCCACUGAGCCAGGAGGAUCUACAGAAAAAGUUCAGAGCCAACACUUCCAGGACAUUGCCCAAUGACACAGCAGAAAGUAUUGUGAAGGUAGUAGAGAAGCUGGAAGACCUAGAGGACUGCUCUGUGUUGACCUCACUUCUGAAAGGAUCUUCUCCUCAGAGGCCUCUUCAGAACUAUUCAGCCUAUGAUCAUUCCAUCCGCAGUCUCUGAGGCGUAUCAACCUCUAAGUGAUUUGGCAUUUGGAGGGGAGUCAGUGACUUGCCAUAUAGAAAGGAUGUGCUGCUUGGUCUGCCCAGGAAUAUCUGUUACAAAAUACAAAGACUCCAGAAAGAAUUACCUGAAAGGAAUCUUGUCCAUUAAAUUCUGCAGGAUAGUUCAAAUUGGCCAAAAUCAAGAAAAUAAAUAUCCAAGAAACACAAAAAGGUCGAUUUGAGAAGUAUUCUUAAGGGUGAAAUGAGUCACCUGUGACUUGCUUGUAAAAUUAAUCUUUUCAGAGGAAUUCUUUAUGAACUUCAUGAACCUCAAGGCUAGAGAAGGUACACUUUGUAUUUGCUGUCAAUGAAGAAGAGUUCAGGUCUAUCAUGAUCAACAGAUUGCUGAGACUGUGGUUCUUAUCAACCACUCCAUAGUGUAUGGACAUGCUUGCCUCUGCAGACUGUAUGCUCUAGUUAAAAAAAAGAUUAUCUGAACUUUGUUCAUGUUUAUUAGCUUUAUUCCUGUCUAGUUUACAUAUCAUUAAAUCAUCCAUUUCAAGUA